AUGCUGUUAUGGACCAUAAAUGAUUUUCCAGCUUAUGGAAACUUAGCUGGAUGUGCGACUAAAGGGAAGUAUGGUUGUCCUAUAUGUGGAGAGAACUCAAAUGUUGUUUGGUUGAAGCAUAGUAAGAAGAUGUCCUUUUGCAAUCAUAUUCGAUUUAUUCCACAACAUCACCCAUAUCGAAAGAAGAAAUAUACAACUCCUAGGGCAAGGGAAAGAGCACCACAAUGUCCAACUAUAUUAACAGGUGUUGAAGUAGCUGAGCAGUUAAGUGAAUUCACUAAUGAUUUUGGCAAGGGUAGAAAUAGGGGUCGUGGUUUAGAGUUUGAUAAAGGAUGGAAGAAAAAGUCAAUUUUUUUAGGCUCCCUUAUUGGGAGAUCUUGGUUGUUUGUCACAACUUGGAUGUUAUGCAUGUUGAAAAAAAAUAUUUAUGAAAGCAUUCUUAACUCAUUGUUGGAUUGCAAAGGAAAAUCUAAAGAUCAUUACAACUCGAGGUUAGAUUUGACAGAGAUGGGCAUUAUGAGUCAUCUCAACCCAUAUGAAGAAGAAGGAAUUACUCGUCUUCCUGCUGCAGCUUACACUUUGUCAAAAUCAGAUAAGAAGUUGUUUUGUAAGAGACUAUUUGACUUGAAAUUGCCUUAUGGAUAUAGUUAUAAGAUUAGCAACUGUGUAGAUAUGGAGAAACAUAAGCUAACAGAACUUAAAUAUCAGGACUGUCAUGUGAUUAUGCAACAAUUGUUAGCUAUUGCUAUAAGGGGUUUAAUGGAGGAAGGUUGUAGAGAGACAAUCCUUAGACUUUGUAGGUUUUUCCAUGAAUUGUGUCAACGUGUGGUUGAUAAGGAGGAGAUUAUAAAAUUGGAAUUAGAAUCUGCUGAAAUUGUCUACAAACUAGAAGAAUAUUUCCGACCUUCUUUCUUUGACACAAUGAUUCACUUGCAUAAUGAUAAUCAAGAUAGUACUGAAAUUGAAGAAAAUCCACUAUCAGCUGGAGAAUGCUUUGAACUUGACCAAGGGGAUAUAGCAGUAGCCCACCGAUAUGUGUUAUUCAACUCAGAUAUUGUAGUACCGUUUCUCAAUAUCCAUAUGGAUGAGCUAAAAGAAAUGCACAAAAACUUGAAGGAUAAUCAAACUUUGUUGUGGAAUCGACAUUCUGAAGGGUUCCCCUUAUGGUUUUAUGAUAAGAUUUCUAAAUCUAACAAAGUAGAUGACAUCUUAGCUCAAUUAGCUGAAGGCCCAAGUUGUAGUGUCAUUUCCUAUAAAGGUUACAUGAUUAAUGAAAUUUGGUUUCAUAAAAGAGGUGUUGAAAAAACUACUCAAAACAGUAGUGCAUACUUGGAAUCACAUGGCAGUGGGCAGUUGAAUGAUAUAGAAGAGUAUUUUGGAGUUAUCAAGGAUACACUAUUUCUUGAUUAUUUUACUUUUAAGGUGCCUUUAUUUUGGUGCGAUUGGGAAAAUAUUCAAAAUGGUGUUAAGAAGUUGGAUUUCUAUACACUUGUAAAUUUUAAUAUAGGGCAAAAUCAGUCUAUUAGGGAUCCAUAUGUAUUAGCAUCUCAAGUUAAAAAGGCAUUUUAUGCAAGAGAGAAUGAGUCAUCUAAUUGGUAUAUAGCUUUAAAGGAUUCAAAUAGAGGGUGUUUGGGGCUAGAAUGA
Molecule: messenger RNA, 1644 nt
Organism: Humulus lupulus (European hop)
Lineage: Eukaryota; Viridiplantae; Streptophyta; Magnoliopsida; Rosales; Cannabaceae
Exons: 3
Coding region: 1-1644 (547 amino acids)
Source: RefSeq, a predicted model, not a curated record